AUUUGUCAAAUUUUAACCUAAAAAUAACCGUUUUCUAAAAAAAAAGUGUAAAUAAACUAUACAUUGUAACAGCUCGAUAUUUCAUCUCGAAUUUUACGGUGUACAGUGUUUGUUUUACCAACCUUGACAUAAAUUGGGGAUUUUGAUCAAUUGGGAAUAUUCAAUAGUACCCCCAAAAGACGACAAAACUCAACAUACUCCCCAGAACGCACUCAGUUGUACUCAGUUAAGCUGUCAAAUUAUAGAAAGUUUGUUUGUAAACUACAAAUUAAACUUUAUUUUAAACAUUAUAAAAGUUACAUAUUGUUAAUUCGCCAAAUAAAAGCAUGCAACAAACGAUGGAUGAAAAAGAAGAAUUGGUGAAAAAAUCAUUGUUCAGCUUUGUGAGAAAACAAGUUCCUACUGCCCAACUAAGUUUGAUAGAUGAUAUCGUACUGAGUUAUGUAGUCAGUAUGGUCGAAGAAAGUGCACUCGAUGAAGAAUUGGAUGUUGAAGGCUUAUAUGAAAUGGUUUCAGCUUGUUUACCUGAGUUUUCACAAAUUGAAAAAGAAGCUGUUUCUCAAUGGUUACUUGACGUCGAAAGAAUACUGAAACAAGAAAAUAAAGAAGCUGAUGAUUGUCCACCUCAUGAGUCGUUUAGCCAACUGAGUCUUACAGCUUUAUUGCCUCCAGAUUCACAACGAAUUAGAGUUCACCACUUGUCGGAGACUAGUGAUGCUGGAAGUGAUUCUAGUGGAGAAUAUUUUCCAGAACAACAGGAACCAUUUUGGCAUCAGAUAGCUCUGCUCCAAGAGAUGUUUCCAGCAGCAAGUCCAGCUGAAGUACGACAUUGUCUUGCUAUUGCUAAUGGAGAUAUUACUAAAGCUGCUCAGCUUGCUUUACAUCGACAAGAAGCUGGCCAGAGUAUUACUAGUAAUUUCUCCUAUCUUACGUCCAAUCAACGUUCAAAGGCUAGUGUAAAUGAUGAAGAGCUCAAGUCCCGGAUUAUAGCACGGUAUAGUUAUGUAGAUCGUGACGAUGAUUCUCGUGAACAUCGUCCUGUAACUCCAAAAGGAGAGCCGAAGAAGUUAGUUCGCUAUCUAGACAACAAAAUAGUGAGUGUAAAAGGCGAACGAUAUACAGAAAUACGUCGUGAUGGCGAUGACGAUGAUGGGAACGACGGUGGACGAAAACGAAAUCACUGUCGCCCGUAACCAGUAACCCCGCCUCCACCCCCUGAUCCACCCCCCUGGAGGCAGUAUCAUUUACAAUUCAAUAUUGUCUUGAAAUUAUUAAGAUAUUUUGUUAUUUUUUGGUUGGUCAUUGGUAAGUAUUAAUUUAUAUAUUUAUAUCAGCUGGACAUUUCAAUUAAUACUCAAUGUACUCAUGAGUAUUCGUAUUCAUCUUUACAAUUGCAUUUUAACUAAUCAAUAAUCAUCAAUUGACAAUUUGAUGAAGUAAAAGUCAUUUCAAAUAUUGAUAAUCUCAUCAUAUAUUCACUUUUAUGAAUCAAGCUUAAAUCAAUGCUCUUUUUAUUUAUUUAUACUGUCUUUGUUUAUUUAAAUUAAUGAUUGUUUUUAUUAUGUUUUUUUUUUAAUUAUCAUAUUCUCAUUUUCUCCUAUUAUUGUACGAUAAAGAAGUGUGAAAUAUUUUAUUUGUGGAAAAUUGUAAACCACAAACUUGAAAAUUU
Messenger RNA from Chelonus insularis, 1669 nucleotides. RefSeq names its product CUE domain-containing protein 2. The transcript has 5 exons. The coding region runs from base 327 to 1193 and encodes 288 amino acids. NCBI's taxonomy places the organism in Eukaryota, Metazoa, Arthropoda, Insecta, Hymenoptera, Braconidae. The record is from RefSeq and is a predicted model, not a curated record.